AUGGGAAUUCCAACACGAGGAGAUAAGAACCGAAUUGUUAAGCGCAAGUUCACACCAAGAAAAACCUGGACAGAAGCUGUUAAGGAAAAUAUUUCGCCGCAAAGUGCCGCUCUACAGGAUGCGCUCCAAUGCACUCAAUGCCGAGAUCUGCAUAUUAUUCCAUAUAUGAUGAGUGCGGAUAUUGCUGCAGGCUCGUAUAUCAUAUCGGAAUACCCACCUUUCUUCGCCAGCAAAAUUGCAUCGGAUGAUUGUAUAUCUCCCCUGGACACAAACAUGGCAGCCCACCAAAAUAACGAUGAGACAUUUUGGGAAGACAUUACCCCAACCCAGCAACAGCGCUACUACGACAAGAUCGAUACCAUUCUCAAGAAGGCAGAGGCCGAGUCAGGCAAGCCAAUAGAUGAAGCCACCGUUCUUUUCGCCCACUACCAAGUGGACUUCCACAUCCGCCAACACUACCUUGCCCCCCGAAGUAUUCUGAAUUUAUGCCGCUCAAAGGAUGAUAUUCGAGCGCUGACCCACUGGCAAUGGAAGAGCGCUGUAUCAGAUAAAACAGCCUUUGCAGGAUGCCCCGACUGGGGCGUGGGAUGGGUGCAUGAGCCGAGCAAUUCUAUAGGCCAGCAGAUUGCAGCUUGGCGUAUGGGGGAACGAAGGCGAGAGAAACAUCUCGCGGAAGUGCAGGCCCGGUGGGCUGAGAUCAGAGAUGAGCGACAGAAACAGAGGACGAGGACAAUAAAUAUUUUGUUCCAGGGCGCGCAUGUUAGGACUUACAAGUAUGAGCCAUGUGGACCGUGUCUGACGGAGGAAAAGAUUGUGGACAUUACAAGGGAAAGGGGUGAGCAUUAUGAAGCCUUUUGGAAGUUAUAUGACGAGUGA
Messenger RNA from Penicillium roqueforti, 876 nucleotides. RefSeq lists its product as uncharacterized. Bases 1 to 876 code for a protein of 291 amino acids. The transcript is spliced from 2 exons. NCBI's taxonomy places the organism in Eukaryota, Fungi, Ascomycota, Eurotiomycetes, Eurotiales, Aspergillaceae. The record is from RefSeq and is a predicted model, not a curated record.